AUGAUUGACCGCAGCGAAGCACUUGUCGACUUCUUGAACAGCAACUCUAAAUCGCUGUCAUCGGACAAGGGCGGCGAGGAUCGUGCGAAGAAACUUGCCGCUGCGCUUAGCAGCGACGCUGCGCCUCCGAUUUGGGAAUUCUACUGUAAUGACAACUUCUUGGACGAUGAGGACCCGUUCGGCGAUGAACGCGGACAGACCACCCGCAAAUUCGAUCAUCUUGGAGGCAGCUGUCGCGAUAACAAGCUCGGACUUGUGGCUUACCUGGAUCCCUCGAAGGGUGCUGAAAUAGAGACGAUCACGUUCUGUCCGGAUGCGCUGAAGGGUUUCACAGGAGAAUCGCUCAAAAGCGUGCGCGGAAAAACCUACGGCAAGGUACUUGGGAAGGAUGACGAAGGGAAAGAUAAUUUUUAUAUGGAUACGCCUUACUCUCAGGGCAUCAACGGUGCUGCGUACGGAUGGGAGUGCGUGACUAAGAUCAAUGAGAGUGAGGAUGCGGAGGCGGAGAACAACGGAGAUAGUUUUGCCUUCUACGUGACUGCUAUAUAUCUGGACAAGAAUGACUGGUCGACUGGGGAGGCGGCAGCUCUAUGA
Messenger RNA from Penicillium subrubescens, 594 nucleotides. RefSeq lists its product as uncharacterized. Lineage: Eukaryota; Fungi; Ascomycota; Eurotiomycetes; Eurotiales; Aspergillaceae. The transcript is spliced from 7 exons. The record is from RefSeq and is a predicted model, not a curated record. The coding region runs from base 1 to 594 and encodes 197 amino acids. Gene Ontology annotation, molecular function: metallopeptidase activity.